AAUCAUCGAAGCGGAGAGUUUGCACGUGAUCAGAUUUUCAAAGACCGAUUUUGUUGUGACGCUCUGCGUUCGUGACACCUACGUUCUUGAAAAAGCGUGAGACCUGCGAGGGUCUCCGGGGCCUCAAGGCCGCUCUAAUCUGCUCUACCACUCUCAUGCACGGUGGGAUCGGAGGGACCAAACGUCCACUAGCUCGGCGGAACGUCCAGCAAGAGUUAUUAGGCUUCCCGGGGUGGCAAGUUGCGUGUGAGCGGUCUUGGCUGGGAAGUUUAUUCACUUCUCUCGACGUUAUCGUUGUGGCGGACUCACAUAAAGGCCGGCCACCAGACCGACGGUGCCAAAACGAUGCGCUUCAAUUUACUUCCGGGCAUCUUCUCCCUGUUCCUUGCGCUUCCAGUCGUCGCAUCGGCCCUCCUCAGCAUCAACCCCAACCCCGAUGUGCUUCUCUCGCCGGAGUCCCUGCCGCUUCAGCUCCCUAGGACCAACGCGGAACGUCUGAGGCUGCGACUGCCCCUGAUGAAGCCCGGGCGCAAGCUGCAAGGACUGGGCUCCCCUGUCAAACAGAUGAUCGAGGAAGCAGUUCCUCCCCGUCCGUCCAGUGCGCCCAUCCCGCUGUGCGUGUCCCUACCCGCAUCACUCGUCCGUUUGCCCUUGACUGUCCGCAUUGGCAGACAAACGUGCGCGAUUUCUGUGUCCAUUGGCGGCACAUUGCGGGGUUUCCUGGCCCCCACACUGAACCCAUUCGGGGAAUUCAACGCCAUACAGCAGGACCGAGCCGUCGCACUGUUGGUCCGGUUUCCCUACAAGCCUGGGACGGGGAACGUAUCGGAGGUCGACUUGCAGAUGCUGAACGGCCCGGCGGGCGGAUUCAAGGAGAUGUACCUCGGGCUCGUUGUUGGAUACAGUGAUACCAACAACACGCUCGGACCCGGAUCCCGAAACUAUGUGUACCUUUCUGCGACGUCGCAGGCCCAACCGGGCGGUGCGCCCAGUCUGGGCGAGUCGACGAUCAACUCGUUCUCCAUGCGGACAGGCAUCGCGGAGGCCGUCGAGUCGGCCGUCUGGCAGUACUGCCCUGUUUCACAGGAUCUGCGCGCGUUUUGGGUGAACGACGGCGCGCAGACGGUGCCUCUGAAAGUGGUGUUCAAGGCUGACAGUGAUGCUGCUUUCGUCCUGACAGGUGACCUAGACGCGUGGCGGAGAGCGUUUGGGUUCUUUCCUGAGGCGGUGCGUGCUUGGUAUCUGUCUUCCUCCCGCGCGCAACUUCUCAGCCAUGUGCACAGACGUUUCAGUGCGUUUCGGUAGCGGGCUGAGCAGGCACGCUCGUUACAGAAGAUUAAUGCAGCGCCAUUGACACCGACAUCGACAGCGAUGGGAGUGGCUCUAGACUAUGGAAGGACUACAGACUUGAUUGCCGGGGUGCUUUCCGAUAUCGUCCUGCGGAAUACCCACUAGAUUCUACAGCUUGUUAAGCCUCUCUUCGUGCUUGCCAGACCGCAUAGAAGCGGUCAUCUGGUGCGCCAACUCAGGAAUAUGAUUACCGGACACGAACUGCCAGCUAUUUUGGAUCAGAAUGCCGGGUGCCGAGGCAAUGGGCAGGCCAUGCCUGCCACAUCCAUUCCAGCCAAAGUCGAGGUUAAGGCGGAGAUGAGAAGUUG
Messenger RNA from Mycena citricolor, 1658 nucleotides. Lineage: Eukaryota; Fungi; Basidiomycota; Agaricomycetes; Agaricales; Mycenaceae. The record is from the annotation of a GenBank genome assembly.